Messenger RNA from Lottia gigantea (owl limpet), 2460 nucleotides. RefSeq lists its product as hypothetical. NCBI's taxonomy places the organism in Eukaryota, Metazoa, Mollusca, Gastropoda, Lottiidae. Bases 1 to 2460 code for a protein of 819 amino acids. The transcript is spliced from 6 exons. The record is from RefSeq and is a predicted model, not a curated record. Gene Ontology annotation, cellular component: membrane; cytosol.
AUGGCGGCGACCAAACUUAUACUAUUUCUAAUAUUGUUUACACUGCCCUAUAUUUAUUGUGAAGACAAUUACACAUCUCUGAAGAGAGUAAUAUCAGCCUUAGAAAAACUGCUGAAAUUUUACAAAGGAAAUUAUCGUGAUCUAAAUUUGGAUGGACUUUUUGGUCUUCGUGCUGCGGAGGGUCACAUUCAUUUGAUACUGUCUGAGCAUAAAAAUGGUAGUCAUGCUUGGUUUACUCCUAACAUACUAUCACAACUUCAGUCCUUGGCAAAUACUAGUUCAGCUGUUAGUGCUGAAGCUUUAGAAUUUGUCAAACAGGAUGAUGAAGAAUAUUAUAACAAUUUAAAAUACCUAAUAGAACAUCCCUGGGAUAUUGCACAUAAACACAGAAAAUUGGAUGCUGAAUUACGAUGGACACCAAAAAUAUACAAACUCAGUAAAUCAGUGAAAUUUGAUGAAAGUGUAAGUGAUACCUGUAUGAGUAAUAUAGCUGGUAAUGAUAAAAAUAUUAAAAAAUGUACCAUAACUAAGAACUGUCUAGAUGUUAUGACAGCUAAAGGCUUAACAGAGUAUGGUAUAACACAUCAAUUAUUGUGGACAAUGUUAGCUGAAAAGGCUGGUUGUCUUCAAGAAUUGGGUAGUUUGUUGGGAUCUGCUAAAGAAACCAGUGUUAGUAAAAUGCAGACUGAAUUUUGUACCAACAAUUUUUAUGAAAUGGCUGCUGUGGUACAUAUUUACAUGCAGGGGACUAUAACUGGAGAUUAUCAAGAUUUAUUUUUAGAGCAGCAAUUUGUUUGCCCAAGUUUAGGUUUUUACGAGUUUUUGAAAAAAGAAUAUCUAGACCAGAUAUUAUCUUGGCAGUUUGAAUCUGGAUGUUUUGCAAUAAUGAAAGAUAAAGAUCAGAAAGCUCCAAAAGAGAAAUUUAUGGAAAAUCUCAAGGCUAUGGCUGAAAAAUCACCACAAAUUCCAGAUUUAAAAUUUGAUAAUCAACAGAAUCUACACGGCAAUCCUAAUGUAAAUAACCUACAACAGAAACAGUCUAUGUUUGUUAAUAACCUUCAACAGUCUUUCACAAACUUCCCGACAAAACAACCCAAUGUUUACCAAGGCAUAAUAAACAAUAGAAAUACAAUACCUCAUAUAAACAAUGUUAAUAAUCUCAAAAAUAAUAUCCUAAAUUCUCACUUAUAUCAAGCCUUAAAACCUGGAUAUGGUGCCAAUCAAGCUGAUGGGAGGCAGGUAAAUCAACCUGUUGUAAAUCAACCUUUUCAAAAUCAACUAAAUCAAGGUGUACAAAGUCACUUGAAGCCACUCAAUGGCAAUCAGCAUGAUCAAAAUCAACCUGGUGGAAAUCAACUUGUUCAAAACCAAUUAAAUCAACAUAAUGGAAAUGAUCAAAAUUUAAAUCAACAUUUUCAAAAUCAAAACAACCACCAAAAUAGAAAUCAACCAGUGUACAAUCAAAUAACUAAAUCAAUCAAUAGACAUAAUCCAUUUUUACCAAAUCAAAACUUUAACCAAAUGCGGAGAAUGAACCAGCCAAUCCUGAAUCAAGUGAGAAUUGGUAGAAAAUUACUAGUUGAUAAAGAAAUGAAAGAUGGCUGUUUAGCUCAUACUACAGCUGUAGCAGCUGGAGCAUUAGUUAUGUACUUGCGCUUUUUGAUUGAUCCUGGACCGAUGGACUUCCAUGGAUCACAUCAUAUACUACAAGAAACCUCCAGAUCAUUACUGUCACCUAUUAGAGAUGAAAAUCCAGCUGGUGGAGAAUCAAGGAAAGUAAAGCAAGAGGGAUUAAUACCAGUCAAUAAAGAUGAGUUAGGUUCAGAAAUUAAUCUCAAUCCAGACCAAGGUGUUGAUGAUCCUAAUGUUAACGAUAUCGUGGAAGAAGAUGAAGAUGAAGAAGAUGAGGAUGAUGAAUACAAUGAUGUUAAUGAAAAUGAAGAUCCAGAUUAUAAUGAAGAUAAUGAAGAGAUAAAAGAUGAAGAUAUUUACCCUGAUGCUAAUCCCAAUGAUAACAGUAAACAUAAGGUGGUGCACUUUGGAAAAGAUGUUGGAAAACAUAAAAAUUAUUUUGAAGGUGAUCUGAAUGAGAAAAAUCAGAAAGCCAAUGAGGAUGGGGAUUAUACUUAUUAUGAGGAAGAUAAUAAAAUAAAGAAUAUUCCACCCAAUAUCGACUUAGAUAUAAAACCUUUAGACAAUAAUGAUAAUGAUAUCAAAAUAGAUAAUCAUGAUAUAGUACACAAUAGUAAUAAUAAUGAAAUAAACAGCGUUGAAAGUAUUCAAGGAAAUUUUGUCGGAACCAGUUUAGAACAUCCCUCUAAUGCUGAACCAUCUGGUCUACGAACAUCUUUUGUGUUUUUCUCAGUGUGUUGCUUUGUUAUUCUAUUUUUUAUGUUUCGUUUUAUUAAAAAGAGACGGAUCCAUAUUCGAUAUCAUCCUCGUGGGUUAUUAAGACAUUGA